This is a messenger RNA of Benincasa hispida (wax gourd), 2412 nucleotides long. It is a transcript of the gene VAD1, whose product is annotated as GRAM domain family protein. The record is from RefSeq and is a predicted model, not a curated record. Lineage: Eukaryota; Viridiplantae; Streptophyta; Magnoliopsida; Cucurbitales; Cucurbitaceae. Gene Ontology annotation, biological process: negative regulation of programmed cell death.
GAUCUGUACCGACGUUUUUUUCUUCUUCUUCUUGCCGACCGAUCACCAAAUUGAAAGCCGACCCAACGACCACUGCUUCUUAAAACUCACAAAAGCUCGUUCUACCGGCCCUUCUCUGCUAUGGCAGCUGCGGCUUCAACGGCGGCGGCUGAGAUAAUUGAACUACCUCGACCACGAGACAAGCUCCCAGUGAACCUAUCUCCGGACUCUGCUUCCUGCUACCCCCCCGAAUCAUCUUCUUCCUCAGCCGACCGCAUAUCCGAUACCAACGAGUCUUCUUCUUCGCCCGACGGUUUCCACGAGGACGUGGAAAUUCAGUCAUCUGCAUUAUUGAGAAGUGAAGAAUACCGGCAGUUCUUCCGCCUGCCAUCGGAUGAAGUCCUUAUUGAAGACUUCAAUUGUGCUUUCCAAGAGAACAUACUAAUUCAGGGCCACAUGUAUCUGUUCGUGCACUAUAUCUGCUUUUACUCCAACAUCUUUGGGUUUGAGACGAAGAAAAUAAUCCCAUUACAAGAAAUAACAGCUGUACGUAAAGCAAAGACGGCUGGGAUCUUUCCUAAUGCCAUCGAAAUAUUUGUUGGAGAGAAAAAGUACUUCUUUGCAUCUUUUCUAUCUCGUGAUGAGGCCUUUAAUCUCAUUAAUGAUGGCUGGUUACAACAUGCUAAAGGUACCGAAGCAAUUAUGACAAAACAGAAAUCAAUAAAUGAAUCUAGCAGACAAGAAAUUGGUAUCCUCGGUGUUGAGAAGGCCAAGGAGCUGGAUCCUUCAGAUUCUUCUGACAGGAGUAUGAGUACUCCUAUUCUUAAUGUUUCUAUGGUUCAAGCUAAUGUUGAAGAGGAAAAUGCGCUACCAGCAGAACCUAUCGAUGCCAUUCAGGAAUCAGAGCCAAUUCUUGACACUCAUGGUUCAACUUCAAGAAAGACAUUGACGUGGAAGCCAGAAGACACAGAUGCUCCCAAGGUACCAGAUUAUUAUACCCAAGUUGCAGAAUCAAAGUUUCUGAUAAAGGUGGAAGAUUUCUUUAGUUUCUAUUUUUCCGACAAUGCAGUUGAUUUUGUUUCUUCAUAUCAUGAAAAAUGUGGAGAUAAAGAGUUUAAAUGUUCUCUGUGGCGCCACGAUGACAUGUUUGGGCAUACACGUGAUAUAUCAUUUCAACAUCCGAUAAAAAUAUAUUUUGGUGCAAAGUAUGGUGGCUGCCUGGAGAUUCAGAAAUUUCGAGUUUAUCGAGACAGUCAUUUGGUCAUCGAGGUAACACAAGAAGUUAGUGAGGUUCCAUAUUCAGAUUAUUUUCGUGUUGAGGCACACUGGGAGGUGAAGAAAGAUGUCGAUGAUGAAUCAAAUAAUUGCUGCAUCUUGAGGGUAUAUGUGAAUGUGGCGUUUUCGAAAAGAACGGUUUGGAAAGGGAAAAUAGUGCAAUCUACUCUUGAAGAAUGCCGAGAGGCCUAUGGAAUGUGGAUUCAGAUGGCAAAGGAAUUGUUGAAGCAGAAACUUAAAGGUUCUGAAGAGGGAACAAGUGGUAGUACAUCGCAGAGUGGUAAAGAUCAUCAUAUUGAAGAAGAAAUAAAUAAUAGCAAAUCAUUGGAAAAGUCAAAUGAGAAGAAUGACCAAAGAAGAGUAACUGAAUCACAAUAUUCCACCGAUGUUGAUCAACAAGCUGAAAACCUUACUCAAGGAGUGGAUUCUACUUCAGCUGCUUCUUGGUUAAGAGUUUACAUGAAGAAGCUUUGGUCUGUGUUACGAAGUCAAAAUUAUCUUCCUCUUGCCCUAGUUAUCACUUUUGCUGUGAUUUUUCUAAUGCAGUUGAGCAUAGUAUUGUUAUUAUCCAGACCCCAACACAUCCAUGUGAGUUCUCCCGACUACGGAAGGGGUCUAAAAUUUAGUGGUGGAAGAUCUUCUGAUGCUACAGCGUGGUUGGAAAAGCGAAUGCACCACCUUAAGGAUGAGAUGUACAUGGUUGAGGCUCGGCUAGAGAUGAUGCGACGUGAGCAUGCCCAAUUAAAAGCACAGCUAACAGAGCUUGAGGAAUUAAGUUGAAAGGUUUUCUUCUUCUUAUUAUUAUUAUUUUCAAUUUCUCAUUGAGAUUAAUUGGUAUACGGUUCAUCUAUGGAAACAUCAUCGAUUUGUAUGAUUAUUUCAAUGAUUGGAUAUGAUAUAACAAAGGGGAAGGGGAAACCAAGAAUUGAAAUAUGUAAACCAAAAUGAUUAUUGGUCGAUGAACCAUGGCAAGAAGUUGGAUUAGGUGUGAUACAAGAUGAAAUGUCCUCCAAAAUUUGAGUUUACUAUCAAGUCUUCAGCAUGAGUACUCUGAAGACAUUAUGUUUAGAUGUUCCUGUACAAUAAAUACAAGUAUUGACUUCAAUCUACGAAUAAUACGACAUAGAAGUGAGAGAACUGAAUUUUUUAUCUCGACCA